This is a messenger RNA of Paramormyrops kingsleyae, 1619 nucleotides long. It is a transcript of the gene scxa, whose product is annotated as scleraxis bHLH transcription factor a. NCBI's taxonomy places the organism in Eukaryota, Metazoa, Chordata, Actinopteri, Osteoglossiformes, Mormyridae. Gene Ontology annotation, biological process: regulation of transcription by RNA polymerase II; developmental process. The record is from RefSeq and is a predicted model, not a curated record. Gene Ontology annotation, molecular function: DNA-binding transcription factor activity, RNA polymerase II-specific; protein dimerization activity; RNA polymerase II transcription regulatory region sequence-specific DNA binding.
AUCACACGUGUUUCCGAGCGGCAGGCAGGAGGCAGAGUGAGGGGAACAGAGACGGCAGGCAGACCCCGAGAGAGCCGGCCCCCCGGCCCCCCCCCCCCACCCUCCUGCCAGACUGCCACUUUUACAGGAGGAGAGAAAGAAAAGAGCUGUGUCUCACGGGAGAUUUACCGCCCAGUCAUGAGCAGCGGGAAAGCUGUGAGGUCGCAGGAGUAGCUCGCGGAGCCCUUGUGUCCCAUCCGUCCGCCACGCGGUGCCCCGCCGGCCCCGGAGUAGGGGGGGCUACUGUUAUUUCCUAACUGAUAACGCUGCGUGAGAGCCGCCCCGCCGCGCAACAGCCGGCUAGCCGCGGAGAUGUCCUUCGCCAUGGUGCGCCCGGCACCGGGCCGCUUCCUUUACGCCGAGAUCAACAUGCUCUCCGAGGACGAGGAGAACGGCAGCGAGAGCUCGGGUUCCGACGACAAGUCCUUCCGGAUGGAUGGCUCCGGGUACGAGCUCAAGGUGGGCAGGAAGAGGAAGUCGGCAGCGAGCCGGCUGGUGGUGCCACAGAUGCAGCUGGGCGAAGGCCGGCAACGGAACGCGGCCAACGCCCGCGAGCGCGAUCGCACCAACAGCGUGAACACGGCCUUCAGUGCCCUGCGCACGCUCAUCCCCACCGAGCCGGCCGACCGCAAGCUCUCCAAGAUCGAGACGCUGCGCCUGGCAUCUAGCUACAUCUCACACCUGGGCAACGUGCUGCUGGUGGGCGAGGCGUGUGGAGACGGGCAGCCCUGCCAUACCUCCUCCUCCUACUACCACCACGGCUCCCCGGCGCGGGACGCCGACAUCUCCCAGCCCAAGCAAAUCUGCACCUUCUGCCUGAGCAACCAGCGGAAGAUGAGCAAAGACAGAGAACGGAGAACAGCGCUGAGGAGUUAAUGACGAGACACACGGCCAGCCAGCGAGGGACUGCAUCAGGACGCCGGCACUGUGGAGGAGGCGCACAGACGCCCACCGGUUGUAUAUAUGCAAAUAUAAAUAUAUAAAUAUUUAAAUACAUAUUACAAACUCCUGAACGCAAUGGUGUAGCGAAGCAAUCAGCCUGUGGAUGGCCUGCACAUCGGACUUCCCGGACUGAGAGACAGCUGUGGACCGCCAGAUCCUGUUAACAUUCGUACGUUGGUGUAUUAUUAAAGAAGUCCCCCCCCCCCCCACAGCUUCACCCUGUCUUCCAGUGUUUAUCAAGUAAAUGUGAAAAGACAGUGAAUCGAAGGCUUCAGUUUGAUCCAUGAACUCCAGAAAAGGUUCCUUCCACGGACGUGAGUGGAAACGCCUCGGAACCGGGAACUUUGGGAACCGAGCACUAGAGGUAAAAUGCAAAAUAAACAAAUGGAUGCAGGACGGUGCUUCCACAUGGAGGAAUCUGCACCGCACCGAGUGUGACGGCCAGCAGGAGGUCUUGGGGACGCGCUCGCAGGCAGACCAAGUGGGACACGAAAGCCCCCACCCCAGCAACCCUGCCACACAGCAUUGCUUCCUGUGUUUCCCGGCAAAUGACAACUAAAAUCCUGUUAUCCGGUAUUAAUGGGUUUGUACUGAUCAAAAUAAAGAUGCAAUAUCUCUGCCGUCCCCCGAGGAAUCAA